This is a messenger RNA of Ipomoea nil (Japanese morning glory), 1056 nucleotides long. Its product is annotated as putative F-box protein At4g17200. The coding region runs from base 1 to 1056 and encodes 351 amino acids. Gene Ontology annotation, molecular function: protein binding. The transcript has a single exon. Lineage: Eukaryota; Viridiplantae; Streptophyta; Magnoliopsida; Solanales; Convolvulaceae. The record is from RefSeq and is a predicted model, not a curated record.
AUGGAUCUGGUGGUUGAAAUUUUAGCAAGAUUACCGGUAAAGUCUCUUAUGCGAUUUAAAUGUGUUUGCAAAUUCUUUUAUGAUUUGAUAAAAAGUGAUAAUCAAUUCAUGGACAAACACUAUGAAAUUAGGAAAGCAAAAUCUGAUUGUGUUCUUUUAGAGAUGGGAUGGGAUGUUAGAGAAUAUUAUUUUCUUCACAGAGAAUCUGAGAGUAAUGAGAUUGGAUGCAUAUACCUAGACAUCCCAAUAAUGCCAAUACAGUGGGUUAAGUGUUGUCAAGGUAUGUUAUGUAUGAUUUCUAGCAAGACUGAUCUGACUAAACUUGAUGGUGUUGAUUACUUGGUUUACGAUAUUUUGAUAUGGAACCCAUCCAUUAGAAAAGUUAAAGCCUUACCCUCUAUUAUCUUCCCAAACAAGCUACCUAAGGGUGCACGUGUGACUCCUGAAUUUGGAUUUGGAAUUUCUAACAACAUGACUUGGAAGGUUGUUAUGCUCUUAGAAAUUCGUGAUAAAGGUGGGAGUUUUAGAAAUUUUGAUCAAAUCACAAUGGUUUAUAGCCAAGUUCCUGGUGAUUCAUGGAGUUUGAAACAAAUUAAUUCAGUUCCAUUUACUCCGCCCAAUCAAGGUUCCGGUAGGGAUUUUUAUUUAAAAGGAAGGUAUUAUUGGCUAGCUAAAAAUUACGACUAUUAUGAAAGUUACAAUGAACCGCAUGACAUAGAUGAUUAUAAACCUUACAAGCGACACUUGCUUUGGUUUGACAUGGAUGAUGAGGUUUUUGGGGAGAUUGAGCUGCCAUAUUUUGGUGAUUUUAGCAUUGCUUCCGUCACAAUUAUGAAUGAGACUAUUGCUUUACUUGUAAAUCCAAUUAUGGGGGAUCGUGAUUGUAUUGAGAUUUGGUUAAUGAUUAAAAAUGAUAGCAAUACUUAUUGGCAUAAACAAGCAUCCGUUGUAAACACAAAUUAUCGUGAUUCUUGUAAAGCAAUAGGAAUUUGGAAUUUGGAUAGUCAAUUGCUUGAGCUUCCAGAUGGAAUAGGUACGUGGGAUCAAGAUGCUUGA